Mycena indigotica is the source of this 1790-nucleotide messenger RNA. Its product is annotated as F-box domain-containing protein. The transcript has 2 exons. NCBI's taxonomy places the organism in Eukaryota, Fungi, Basidiomycota, Agaricomycetes, Agaricales, Mycenaceae. The record is from RefSeq and is a predicted model, not a curated record. Bases 228 to 1790 code for a protein of 520 amino acids.
CGAGCUUCAUGUCCGAGCCUGUCCGAGCCACUGACUGCCAACGGGGUGCUUCGCCUGACACAAAUAUCCCUCCCUCGCUCACUAUUGGCUCCAGCUCGACAUAUUAAGCUCCGUUAUCCAGGACCUUAGGCAUGCCCAGGUUCAAGUUUGGAUUUUCAUGAGAUAAUGAGGCUGACCUAUUACUUCAGAAGGCAUGCUCCGACGCUGCAGAUGGUCUUGAACGCCUUAUGUGCGAGAAUGAACAACUGAAGAGAACGGUGGUUGACCUGUCCAAGAAGUUGAACCAUUUCCGGCGCAAAUCGAUGGCUGCUCACCUUCCUCCUGAAAUUCUUCUUGGUAUCUUCAACCAAAUUGUGCCUCCUCCGUGGAUGUUGGGAGGGAUACGGGAGCUCACGCUUGACUCGCUCUAUAGCAUGGACCUCGAGAUGAAGACGAUAUUAUGCUUAGUCUGCGCGUCGUGGAAUAGGGUCGCAACCGAGCUUCUAUAUCGACACGUUCACUUACGAAGCAUUGGUCAAGUUGCCGCCUUUUCUUGUGCAUUGGAGACUCCCACUGGCCUUGGUGCAAUCGUGCGCCGUCUCGAUAUAGGCUGCUUCAUCCCUUACGGCUACUCCCGACUUUUCAGAAACGAAACCCAGCAGAUACUUGAACGGUGCUCCCAUCUGACACACUUUGGUUUCGUGCCUCCGUCUCUUGACCCGAUGGUUGACACACCCUACAAUUUAAGCGCAGUUCCGAUGAAAAAUACUGUCACCAGCCUUGCCUUCUCGCCCGAUGUUGACGUAGACGUUAUUCUCGGGCUUCUAGCUCAGCUUUGUGCGAAUCUUCGAGCUCUUUCCAUUCCAUUCGACCACCACCUCUAUUCCGAACUGGAAUUCCCCCAACUCGAGGAACUUAAUGUGUUUAUAAUGGCCAAGGUUCGCGAGUCCCUGCCAAUUAGUCCGCCAGUCAUUUGGCCGUGGUCGAUGCCGCUGCUGAAGCGACUCUUGCUGAGUACAAUGAGUCUGGAUCCAGGAAGGCUGGCGUGGAACAGAUUUGCGCCAUUGUUCAUCGAUACAUACGGCAAAUAUCUCGAUUUUCUGUCACUGCGGGUCCCUUCUUUCAGUUCGGACAGACCAUUAUCUUGUCAAAAUAUUGACAAUACCUGCCCCAGACUCAAGCAUCUCGCCAUCGCUGCCAUGACACAGUCCGACUGUGAGGCGACGCUGGAUUUUGUGAAUGGUCACCCUAUCGUUGAGCACCUGGAUAUUUGGUGUCGAUGGACUGCCGAGUCACGCCAUCCGCGACUUAAUGCGCCAGACGAGGACAAGCUCAGGGCCGCCUUUCCGUCUUUGCUUACGUGUCGGUUCUUGGAUGCCUCUUUCAUAUAUUUCGACCGGAUUCCUUUGGAUUUCCCUCCAAACCCCACGCAUGAAAAAACCCUAACGUCCAGCCAGACACCACCGACAGUCUCACUUCCGCUGUGGUGGCGGACUAUCAUUGCCUUCGUUGACCCCGCAUCCCCAAACAGCGAAUAUGACCUCAACGACUCGGUUCGAUUUGCGGAUUUGCGGAUUGAGGAAGACUCCGACUCUGACUCUGAAGAGUCGGAUUCUGACGAGGACGACGACACCAAUGAUGAAGACUCAGCCUCGCUGAUACAAUCUGAUUAUGGACAAGACGAGUAUUCUUCCGGCGAUUCUGACUCGGGUUACGAUGACUUCGACGAGCAGCUGCCGGAUUGCCGCCAACAGGUGGACAGAGCCGAGGCACUGGAAAUAUUUGCAGCUAUCUGCGGGCGAAAUCAAUAA